Messenger RNA from Dicentrarchus labrax (European seabass), 1953 nucleotides. Its product is annotated as zinc finger protein 708. NCBI's taxonomy places the organism in Eukaryota, Metazoa, Chordata, Actinopteri, Moronidae. The record is from RefSeq and is a predicted model, not a curated record. The coding region runs from base 71 to 1648 and encodes 525 amino acids. Gene Ontology annotation, molecular function: DNA-binding transcription factor activity, RNA polymerase II-specific; RNA polymerase II transcription regulatory region sequence-specific DNA binding. Gene Ontology annotation, biological process: regulation of transcription by RNA polymerase II. The transcript has 5 exons. Gene Ontology annotation, cellular component: nucleus.
UCCGCAUUGGUCGCUUUUUAGCCGUGUUUUUGCUAAGCUAGCCGAUUGUUAAGCGCUCGAAUUGUUAAAUAUGAUCGAUUUGAUCACUUUUAAAAACGACCUGUCGCUCGUGGUCAAUAACUUGGCCCGCGCGGUGGUGGCGGAGAUAUUCACCGCGGCGGAGAAAGUGUCAUUAAACACACAAAACCCCCAAACCGAGGAGAUCCUCAGCUCUCUGGUGGACAGUCUGUGUGCUGAAGCCGUUGAUAAAAUCCUGAAGAUCGUUGAGUUGGCUGCUGUGAAAGAGGAGACCACAGGAGACCUGAAGGAUCCGGAUCCACCAGAGUCUGCAGAGAGCAGCCAGUGUGUCAGGAAGUCCACAGGAAGUGAGCUGGAAGGUGCAGAUGGAGGCGAGCGCCCCCCCUUAGAACAGACCUACAUCGUGGUCUACGGGAGCGCUGCUGUUGACUCCAAGUGCCUGCUGCUGUCACUGCAGACCGCUGGUAAUGCUAAUGGUGAAGCCGAGACUCCACCCAGCGAGCACUGCCCCUCCCCCCCGACCCUGCAGGCUGAUCUCCCCGACCACGAGUACGCCCGGCCACCCUCGCCGCCGCUCGUCCUCUCCCCGCCAGCGGAGGGCGGAGUCAGUGUACCGCGCAGCAGGAAGCAGCACCACAGCCGGCGGAAGAAAGGCUCCAACCGGUGUGAACCUGCGACCCACCGGCAGUGUCCGCAGUGCGAGAUGCUGUUUCCAAACGCAGAGCGGCUCACCGACCACGAGAGGAAGUCCCACCCGCUGUGCUCAGUGUGCGGGGCGGCGUUCACCGGCGUCCUGAGGCUCCGCGAGCACGAGAUCAAAGAGCACGGGCUGCUGCCGUACGCCUGCGACUACUGCCCCAAGAGGUUCAACCACAAAGCGCACCGCGACCUGCACGUGAAGGCGAGGCACACCGGCGAGAAGACCUGUCACUGCGACAUCUGCGGGAAGGGCUACUCCUGCGUCAGCGUGCUGAAGACGCACCGCAUGACGCACUUCGACAAGACCUUCAUCUGCGACGUCUGCGGGAAGAGCUUCUACCACGCCUGUCACCUGACGCGCCACAAGCUGGUGCACCAGGAAGUCCGGCCGUACCGCUGCUCCACCUGCGGGAAGGGCUUCACGCAGGCCGCCAACCUGCGCAGCCACCAGGCCGUCCACACCGGAGAGCGGCAACUGUGCUCCGUCUGCGGCAAGAGCUACCGCUGCCUGAAGAACCACGUCAUCAGCAAGCACUCGCACGAGCUCCCCGCCGACCAGCUGCCCGCCAGAGAUGCCAUCGUCGCCUGCGAGGCGUGCGGCAAGAAGUUUCCCAACCCGUCGCAGCUCCGAGUCCACCAGAGGAGCCACACGGGGGAGAAACCGUUCCACUGCGACGUCUGCGGGAAGAGCUACCGGCUGAAGGAGCUGCUGAGGGACCACCGGUACACGCACACCGGGGAGAAACCGUACCGCUGCUCGCUCUGCUCCAAGACCUUCAACCUGGCCGCCAGCUUCAUGAGGCACCGCAGCAUCCACAGCGGGGAGACGCCGCACAGCUGCCUCGCCUGCGGGAAACACUUCCGCCUGCUCACCUUCCUCAAGGCUCACUUGCAGACCAAAGCUCACCUGAGGCAGACGCAGCAGAGGUAGAGCGCCGCCUCCGACCUCUGACCUUCCUUCACACUAUACAGCCAAAAGUGUGUGGACAGCCUUGUGUGGAUCUUUAUCCGACUGAAGUUCUGUGGAGCACUGACACUCUUCCAGUCACUGAAACACCUGAAUUAGAUUAAAAUGAGUAAAUAUCCUGGAAACCUGGGGGGGGGGGAGUGAACAGUGUCAGUAACAAACUACUGAAUGAUUGAUUACAAUAUUGAUUGAAAUAUUACUGAUGAUGGUUUCUAUGAGUCAGAGCUCUUAUAAUGACAACAACAAUAAACAGGAACAAAGAAAACCGA